Messenger RNA from Paramecium pentaurelia, 132 nucleotides. The record is from the annotation of a GenBank genome assembly. NCBI's taxonomy places the organism in Eukaryota, Ciliophora, Oligohymenophorea, Peniculida, Parameciidae.
AUGAACUUAAUAAAUUAGUAAAAGAGCUUACCCAAUCAUUUUUUUUAUUUUAAAAGGGAAUCAGGUAUAAAUAUUCACUUUCAAAAGAAAGAUUAGCGGAGUGGAAUUCAUAUUAAUUAAAUGAUUUUUUGA